Rana temporaria (common frog) is the source of this 777-nucleotide messenger RNA. It is a transcript of the gene ANG, whose product is annotated as angiogenin. The coding region runs from base 37 to 510 and encodes 157 amino acids. Gene Ontology annotation, molecular function: nucleic acid binding. NCBI's taxonomy places the organism in Eukaryota, Metazoa, Chordata, Amphibia, Anura, Ranidae. The transcript has 3 exons. The record is from RefSeq and is a predicted model, not a curated record.
AUAUCAGGUACUGGGGCUGGAGAGGGACGCACUAUAAUGUCUUCAUUGUGCCUCUCCUACUACCUAACAGGAUACAAGACACAAUACAAGGGUGAAACAAUGGCCAGAAUGUGUGCAACAUCUCUUCUUCUGGUAUUUGGGAUCCUCCUGGGUCUCUCCCAUCUGUCCUUGUCUCAGAACUGGGCAACAUUUCAGCAGAAGCACAUUACAAGCACAUCGAACAUCAACUGUGUCACCAUCAUGAACAACAACAUAUAUAUCGUAGGAGGUCAAUGCAAGGAACGCAACACUUUCAUAAUUUCUUCUGCAACCACCGUGAAGGCCAUCUGUAGCGGGGCGUCAACCGAUAAAAAUGUAUUAAGUACCACAAGAUUCCAGCUCAACACUUGCAUUCGUAGUGCCACUGCACCCCGCCCUUGUCCAUAUAGCUCCAGAGCGGAAACUAAUGCCAUAUGUGUAAAAUGUGAGAAGAGACUUCCCGUACAUUUUGUUGGCAUAGGAAGGUGUUAACCACCUCAGUACCAGCAUGUCACACCCCUUUUCUUUUUUUCAGUUUUCAGUGCUGUCAUAGUUGGACUGGCAAUAACUUGGUCAGGCAACGCUUUACCCAAAUUAAUUUUAUAUCUUUUUAACAGAUAUUUUUUUCUUUUCAUGGUAUUUAAUCACCUUUGUUUUUUUUAUCUUUUACUAUAUAAAGAAAAAUUACUAUUAAAACGUUUGCCUUACUUUCUGGUAUAAAAAUAUACCCAAUAAAAAAUCUUUCAUCAUUAAAUCAUG